This is a messenger RNA of Saprolegnia parasitica CBS 223.65, 423 nucleotides long. RefSeq lists its product as hypothetical. The transcript has 3 exons. The record is from RefSeq and is a predicted model, not a curated record. Lineage: Eukaryota; Oomycota; Saprolegniomycetes; Saprolegniales; Saprolegniaceae. The coding region runs from base 88 to 423 and encodes 111 amino acids.
AACAACAAUGUGGUGACGUGGCCGGCGUUCCGAACGUACUACGCCUCGGUGAGCCUCGCGUUCGCAGGCGACGACGAGUUUGUCGCGAUGCUGCGCGGCGUGUGGCGCCCACGCGCGCUGCAAGUGACGCCGGAUAAAGGCGUCUUUGGCAACAAGCGCAGCGUGCUGCUGGAGAAGCUCGGCCAGCGCACGCACAAGGAAGAGAACGAACGCGACGUUUUGUUGCGCGCACUGCGCAAGCACGACGCGAGCGAGACGGGCUACGUCGCACCGCACGAGCUGCAGAGAGCCUGUGAAGUGCUUGGUCUCGUCGUGACGAUGGACGAAGUCCGCGACACCUUUGCGGUCGGGACGCGGGACGCCCGCGGCAAGCUCUCGGUCGCCUGGUUUGCCGACUUUAUCUGCGCCGACAACAUUGCCUAA